Molecule: messenger RNA, 2066 nt
Organism: Coffea eugenioides
Lineage: Eukaryota; Viridiplantae; Streptophyta; Magnoliopsida; Gentianales; Rubiaceae
Product: transcriptional adapter ADA2-like
Exons: 12
Coding region: 155-1765 (536 amino acids)
Biological process (GO): regulation of transcription by RNA polymerase II; chromatin remodeling
Cellular component (GO): nucleus
Molecular function (GO): zinc ion binding; transcription coactivator activity; protein binding
Source: RefSeq, a predicted model, not a curated record
ACUUAAAUCUAUUAUUCGUUCUUCUCUCUGUCGUUUCCAACCGCCAGUGAUUUGGCAACUGAAACUCUCAAAUUCGAUUCCCAGAAGCAAAAUUGAAGCCCAAGUUCACAGCUUCAGGAGCUCUUGAUUCUCAAUCCCCCAUUGCAAAACCCAAAUGGGUCGUUCUCGCGCUGUUCCUCACUCCGCCGAUGAAGAUCUCAGCCAAAGUAGGUCAAAGAGGAAAAGGACUGCUUCGAAUGUGGAAAAUUCGGAAAUUGCUACUGCAGGUCAAGGGAAGGCUGAAGGGAAGGCAUUAUACCACUGUAAUUAUUGCAGUAAAGAUAUAUCAGGAAAAAUACGCAUUAAAUGUGCAAUAUGUUCUAAUUUUGACCUGUGUGUGGAGUGCUUUUCGGUUGGGGCUGAGGUCCAUCCACACAAGAGCAAUCAUCCCUACAGAGUCAUGGAUAAUCUUUCCUUUCCCCUAAUAUGUCCUGAAUGGAAUGCAGAUGAGGAGAUACUUCUUCUGGAGGGAACUGAAAUGUAUGGACUGGGAAAUUGGACUGAAGUUGCAGAACAUGUUGGAACAAAAAGCAAGUUGCAGUGCAUUGAUCAUUAUAAUGUUAUAUACAUGAAUUCUCCAUACUUUCCUCUUCCGGACAUGUCUCAUGUUAUGGGAAAGAAUAGAGAGGAACUCCUUGCUAUGGCCAGAGAGCAUGGCGAAAUAAAAAAGGGAUCCUCUGCUCCUGGAGAAAUUAAAGAGGAGUUCCCAUUCUCAGCAAAAAUCAAGGUGGAAGAUCAGAAAAAAGAUGGUCAAGCAGGACAUUCAUCAUCUAGUUUAACCUCAGAUUCUCUUGUAGACAGGAGUAUUGGAGAGAAAAAGCCUAGAACAUCAGGAGAUGAGGGACCUUCUGUGACAGAAGUUAGUGGCUACAAUUCAAAGAGGCAAGAGUUUGAAGUUGAGUACGACAAUGAUGCUGAGCAGUUAUUGGCUGACAUGGAAUUCAAGGAUACUGAUACAGAUGCUGAACGAGAACUAAAAUUGAGAGUGUUGCGCAUCUAUUCCAAAAGGCUUGAUGAAAGGAAGCGCAGGAAGGAUUUCAUAUUGGAAAGAAAUUUACUUUAUGCAGAUACUGUUGAAAAAGAACUCUCACACGAAGAGAAGGAUAUAUGCCACCGUUACAGGGUGUUCAUGAGAUUUCAUUCAAAGGAAGACCAUGAGGAAUUGCUUAGGAGCCUUGUUGAGGAGCACCGUGUUUUAAAAAGAAUACAAGAUCUUCAGGAAGCAAGGGCUGCUGGCUGCCGUACAUCUGCAGAAGCGGAAAGAUAUAUCGAACAAAAAAGGGGGGAAGCAGAAGAAAAUGCUCUUAGAAUUAGUGAAAGUUCCCAGGCUGGUCCUUGUGGAAAAUUUCUUCAAAGGGCAAAUCACCUCAAAGGGGAUUUUGAUAGUAGCCCAAGAGGUGUUAUCAGAGGCCCUACAGUUUUAGAUUCUGCAGGAAUAGAAUCUCCAACAGCUAAAAGGCGACUAGAUGUUAUAAAUGCCUUAGAUAAUUGGGAUGUCACUGGAUUUUUGGGGGCUGAUUUACUGUCUGAAUCUGAGAAACAGCUAUGUGGUGAGAUCAGGAUCCUUCCAGCGCAUUACCUUAACAUGCUGCAGACCAUGUCAAUGGGGAUUUUGAGCGGCAACAUAACAAAGAAGUCUGAUGCUCAUGGGUUGUUCAAUGUUGAUCCAAGCAAGGUAGAUAAAGUUUAUGAUAUGCUAGCGAGGAAAGGGAUUGCCCAAACAUGAUUGUAUGUUGUGUAGUCUUGAGCGGGAUACCAAACGAAAAGUGUUGCCUUGUGGUCCUGUAUUGACAAAGUACAUUAUGUCAGAUUUUGUAAUCGAGUUACCUUUAACCAUUGCUAAACAAUUGUUAACAGUUUUUAGUGGCCAGUGAUUAGGAAUACAUGUGUAAUUGAAGGACCUAUUGUAAUAGUUUUAAGGGUUGUAAUCCCUAAUUAUACACACAAACAAGCAGGGAUCAACAUCUGUAAAUUAUUGUCAUCUGUUCCUUCUCAGUGGAGAUAUGAUAUUUUAGAGCAAUUUCUAA